Messenger RNA from Penicillium nucicola, 396 nucleotides. RefSeq lists its product as uncharacterized. The record is from RefSeq and is a predicted model, not a curated record. The transcript has a single exon. Lineage: Eukaryota; Fungi; Ascomycota; Eurotiomycetes; Eurotiales; Aspergillaceae. Bases 1 to 396 code for a protein of 131 amino acids.
AUGGAUCGCCCUACAAUUUACGACUACCCGCCCGACUUCAACGAAACAUAUCAAAACCUUUGUCAGACGUUUGCAGAGAGGCUAGACCAGCAAAUUGCUGUUCUCCAUAGCCCGCAGCCCGACCGACUUAAUGUUAUCUUGGAGUUGAGGGACCUUGCCACACUUGCAGGACAAAUUGGAUAUAUUGGAGGGGUUGGUGGCUUGGAAAUCACUGAUCGCCGGCAUGUUCUCCGCAAAUAUGGAUAUAAAUCUCUGAAAGAUAUCUGUACUGCAAUCAGCAGCAGCUUAGAUCAGCUAGCGGUAAUGCUUGCUGUUGACAAUAGAAACGAUGUUGUCGUUGCGAACGAGUUGGAGGAAAUUAUGAACAGCUUGCCCUUCGGAAGGGCAGGGGCAUGA